CAGAUAACAUAUAUAUUCCUAUGGCAUCUCUUCUACAAGACACGUUGUAUGAAAUUCAGUGCCAGGCGCCUGCUCCUAGCAAAGAUUUCCAUCAUUUUGUCAUAACAAAAAAAGAGAUUAUCUUAAGAUCCUGGAAGAUUUCAGUACGAACUGAGCACAGAAAAAUGCUGCCAUGGGAAAUAAAGAAAACACACAGUGAAUUCCUGCAAAUGAUCACAAUGCACAAGUCAUUAGAAAAGAUCUUUGGCAAAGCCACAAUGGAAUAUGUGUUGAAUUUGUGUAGAGGGCAAUUUGAUUUCAUUGUUCGGAUACCUGAUAGCCUUAAGAUUCGUAUCUUAUCCUUUCUUGAUACACAAGACAUUAAGCAGCUGUCAGAGACAUGCAAGACAUACCAGAAGCUGUGCAACAGUGAGGAAUUCUGGGAACAAAUCAAACCA
This is a messenger RNA of Staurois parvus, 437 nucleotides long. Lineage: Eukaryota; Metazoa; Chordata; Amphibia; Anura; Ranidae. The record is from the annotation of a GenBank genome assembly.